AUGUUGUGCCCAUGGCACUUUGUGUUCAAACCUCGCCCUGCUAAGAGCAAGUUCUCUCAAGAGAAGGACCUCAAUAAUAACUUGGAGGAGAGCAGGAAGAUCUAUGGCUUGGGAAGUGUCGAUGCCAAGCUCCCUGAGCUGAGCAAGGAGCAGACGGAGAUGCCGCCGGUGGUGACGCCAGCGCCGGGCAGCGGUGGGCCAGAGAACCCUCCCCAAAAUGAUACCAAAGCUUCAACCCAAAUAUCAAGGUGUCCAAGACAUGUGAAAGUAAGGAACUUGGAAAAUGGUUCCAGCUUGCUGGACACACUGCACCUGACAGCUAAGGAGGUCAUCAACUGCCGACCCAAAGCCUGCCAAGGGGCACUCAUGACCCCCAAGGGCCUGGUGAGAGGUUGUAGAGAUGGUCCAGUUCCACCAGCAGAGCUUUUACCUCAGGCAAUCGACUUCAUCAAGCAGUACUACAAUUCAUUUAAAGAGCUAAACCCCGCAGAGCACCUGGCCAGGCUGGAAGCAGUGAGCAAGGCCAUAGGAACAACAGGGACCUACCAGCUGACAAAGGAUGAGCUGAUCUUUGCUGCCAAACAGGCCUGGAGGAAUGCCCCUAGGUGCAUUGGGAGGAUCCAGUGGUCCAAUCUACAGGUGUUUGAUGCACGUGGCUGCAAGACAGCCAAGGAGAUGUUUGAGCAUAUCUGCUCUCACAUUCAGUAUGCCACAAACAAUGGGAAUAUAAGAUCAGCCAUCACCCUGUUCCCCCAGAGGACUGAUGGGAAGCAUGAUUUCCGUGUUUGGAACAGCCAGCUGAUCCGCUAUGCCGGGUACCAAAUGCCCGACGGGUCCAUCCUGGGAGACCCUGCCAGCCUGGAAUUCACACAGUUGUGCAUUGAGCUUGGGUGGAAGCCCAAGCAUGGACGCUUUGAUGUCCUUCCACUCAUUCUCCAAGCAAACGGCCAGGACCCAGAAAUAUUUGAAAUCCCACCAGAAAUUGUCCUGGAAGUGCCUCUGGAGCAUCCCAAGUAUGGAUGGUUCAAGGAGCUGGCUCUGAAGUGGUAUGCACUGCCUGCCGUGGCCAACAUGCUGCUGGAGGUGGGAGGCCUGGAGUUCCCAGCGUGUCCCUUCAACGGCUGGUACAUGGGCACAGAGAUUGGGGUGCGAGACCUGUGUGAUGUGCAGCGAUACAACAUCCUGAAGGAGGUAGGGAGAAGAAUGGGACUGGAGACAAACAAACUUUCAUCCUUAUGGAAAGACCAAGCUGUUGUGGAGAUCAACGUGGCUGUGCUUUACAGCUUCCAAAAGCAGAAUGUGACCAUCCUGGACCAUCACUCAGCUGCUGAGUCCUUCAUGAGGUACCUGCAGAGCGAGUACCGGGCGCGGGGAGGCUGCCCGGCCGACUGGGUCUGGAUUGUGCCCCCCAUGUCCGGCAGCAUCACUCCUGUCUUCCACCAGGAGAUGUUGAACUAUGUCCUCACUCCCUUCUAUUACUACCAGGUGGAUGCAUGGAAAACACACAUCUGGCAUGAUGAGACCCGGAGGCCAAAGAAAAGGGAAAUAAAGUUCAGCAUCCUGGCAAAGGCUGUGCUCUUUGCAUCCUUCCUCAUGCAACAGGCAACAGCAGCCAGACCCAAGGUCACUGUAAUCUAUGCAACAGAGACUGGGAAAUCUGAAACAUUAGCCAACAAUCUGUGCAGCCUCUUCAACUGUGCCUUCAGCACUAAGGUUCUGCCCAUGGAUGAGUACAACAUCUGUGACCUGCAGAAAGAGACACUCCUUCUAGUGGUGACCAGCACUUUUGGAAAUGGGGAUUCUCCAAACAAUGGAAAGACCUUGAAGAACUCCUUGCUCACUCUGAAACAGCUGAGAAAGAAAAUCAGAUAUGCUGUGUUUGGGCUGGGGUCCAGCAUGUAUCCAGAGUUCUGUGCCUUUGCUCACACCAUUGACCAGAAGCUGGCCCAGCUAGGGGCUUCUCAGCUUACUGCAGUGGGUGAAGGAGAUGAGCUCAAUGGGCAAGAAGAAGCCUUUCACACGUGGGCAGUCAGUGCAUUCAAGACUGCCUGUGACAUCUUUGACAUCCGUGGGAGAAGCAGCAUCCAGCUGCCUGAGAUGUACACCUCUGAUGAGAGCUGGGACCCUGAGAAUUACAGAGUAGUGCAUGACCCACAGCCCUUGGACCUGGCUAAAGCUCUUGCAAGCAUUCAUGCCAAGGAUGUCAUCCCCAUGAAGCUGAAAUUCAGGCAGAAUCUUCAAAGUUUAAAAUCCAGCCGUGUCACCAUCCUGGUGAAGCUUUCCUGUGAGACUGCUCAGGAAGUGCACUAUCUGCCUGGAGAGCACGUUGGGAUUUUCCCAGGCAACCAGCCAGAGUUAGUCCAGGGCCUCAUUGCACACAUCAGGGAUGCUCCUCCAGCUGAGCAGACUGUCAGACUUGAAACCUGCACUGGUGGUGGCUCCUGGACAAGUGACAAAAAGAUUCCAGCGUGCACCCUCCCUGAGGCUUUGACAUACUUGCUUGACAUCACCACUCCACCCUCCCAACAACUGCUAAGGAAGCUCUCCCAGCUGGCAACAGCAGAAGGAGACAGGCAGAGACUGGAAGCUUUGUCUCAGGUAAAAGAAUACAACAAAUGGAAGUUUUACAACAGCCCAAACAUCCUGGAGGUCCUGGAGGAGUUUCCUUCUGCUGAGGUCUCUACAGCUUUCUUGCUGACUCAGCUGCCGUUUCUGAAGCCCAGGUACUAUUCUGUCAGCUCCUCCUGUGACAUGACACCCAAAGAGAUUCAUCUGACAGUUGCAGUUGUAAACUACAAGACAAGAGAUGGACAAGGGCCUCUGCACCAUGGAGUCUGCAGCACCUGGCUGAACACAGCAGCCCUCAAUGCAACAGUUCCAUGCUUUGUACGCAGUGCUAAUGAAUUCCACCUGCCAGAGGAGCCAACCAAGCCAUGCAUCCUGAUCGGCCCAGGGACAGGAAUUGCUCCCUUCAGAAGUUUUUGGGUGCAGCGUCAGUAUGACCUGGAAAAGAAAGGGAUCAGAGCUGGUGACAUGACGCUGGUGUUUGGCUGCCGACAGCCAGACCUGGAUCACAUCUACAGAGAGGAAACUGAGGAAAUGAGGAGGAAGGGCAUCCUGAAAGAAGUCUACACAGCUUACUCCAGACAACCUGGCCAAGCUAAAGUCUAUGUCCAAGACAUUCUUACAAGCAAGCUGGAGACCAAAGUGUGCAACCUCCUGCAGCAGGAGGAAGGGCACCUGUACGUGUGUGGAGACGUGCGCAUGGCCAGGGAUGUUGCUCAGGCUGUGAAGGGGAUGCUGGCCAGGAGGCUGAACCUCACAGAGCAGCAGGCAGAGGAGUAUUUCUUCCAGCUGAAGAGCCAGAAGCGAUAUCAUGAAGAUAUAUUUGGGGCUGUGUCCCACAUGAAGCCACGAGAGGUGUAA
Messenger RNA from Indicator indicator, 3426 nucleotides. It is a transcript of the gene NOS2, whose product is annotated as nitric oxide synthase 2. The record is from RefSeq and is a predicted model, not a curated record. Gene Ontology annotation, biological process: nitric oxide biosynthetic process. Gene Ontology annotation, molecular function: NADP binding; heme binding; calmodulin binding. Lineage: Eukaryota; Metazoa; Chordata; Aves; Piciformes; Indicatoridae. The transcript has 26 exons. Bases 1 to 3426 code for a protein of 1141 amino acids.